Molecule: messenger RNA, 4939 nt
Organism: Tachysurus vachellii
Lineage: Eukaryota; Metazoa; Chordata; Actinopteri; Siluriformes; Bagridae
Gene: golim4a
Product: golgi integral membrane protein 4a
Exons: 17
Coding region: 303-2258 (651 amino acids)
Cellular component (GO): Golgi membrane; Golgi apparatus
Source: RefSeq, a predicted model, not a curated record
CACUCCUCUGACGGAGCAGCACACACACCAAUAGCAGAGGGCCCAGGACAGGCAAUAAGCAGGGAGGGACUUCCUUCAGGUCCUCUGUAGCUUGGUGACACGUAACUAAAGCUAAAGGUGUCGUUCAAAGCUAAAAGGCUGAAAGUAAACAGCUGUAUGGGAAAGUUUUUCUCCAUCCUGGGAAUGGAUAUUUCACACCUGAGAAUCUGCUUCUGUUUCACCCGGAAAGCCUUGCUUUAAUAUUCAGCUCUUUGGAAUGUAAAGCCCAUAAGAGGGCAAAGAUUUGGAGAAAGUUGUUGUAUAUGUUCAGUGUGGAGAACAUGGGCAGUGGGGUUUGCUCCAGAAAGCAAAGGAAAAUCUUCCAGUCGUUGCUUUUUACCACUGUGGUUUUUGUCCUCAUUUAUGGAGGAAUGAUUUGGUAUGAAAUGCACCAGCAGCUGAAGAGGACAGAAGCUCUGGCUCUGAAAUACCAGCAGCACCAGGAGUCUCUCUCAGCCCAACUACAAGUGGUAUAUGAGCAUCGGUCCAGGCUGGAGAAAUCGCUCCAGAAAGAACGACAAGAGCACAAAAAGUCUAAAGAAGAUUAUCUGGUUUAUAAACUGGAGGCUCAACAGUCACUGAAUAAGGAGAAGCAAGAUGCCAGCAGCAGGUUAAACUCUAUUCACACACAGCACCAGAUGCUCAAGAAUCAGCAUGAGGAGUUGAAAAAGCAGUUCUAUGAGCUGCAGGAGCAGCAUCACGCUCAGGGUGAAGACCACAAUAAGGUUCUGGAUGAACACCAGCAAAGAUAUGAGAGAUUACAGCAGACUAAAGAGAUUGAGCUCUCUAAACUCAAAGAAGGUAUUUAUAACCUACGGGAGGAGAACAGGCAGCUGAGGAAGGCUCAUCAGGAGAUCCAUGUGCAGCUUCAGGAUACAAGGCAACAGCACAAGAGCUUAAAAGCAGCCCACGAUCAGCUUGCAUUGACCCUGGAGGACCACAAGAGUGCACUAGCGGUGGCUAAGGGCCAGGUGGAUGAGUAUAAGCAGCUGAAGGAGACUCUGAAUAAAAUGCCGAGCCUGAAGAAGCCUGAAGAACCUCAGCCUGCUGUGGCUCAGAUCAAACAAGCAGAGCAGCACCAGAAUACAGAGCAGCGGGGGCAGAACCGAGAUGAGGGAAAAGAGGAAGGAGCACAGGAAGAAGAGAGGAGGCACGAAGGCUUGGAUCGGCCUCAUGCAACAGAACAGCGUGAUCACCUUAACCAUGAAGAAGAAGAAGAAAAAGAAGAAGAAGAAAAAGAACCAGAACGAAACCUGCCUGAUGAAAAUGCAUUAGAGAGGGACAGUCACGUUGCACAGCCGGUGAGUCCUACUCAGGGAAACCACAUCAAAUCUGCCUACGAGCAGCAGCAGGAAGAGCAGCGGCGCUUAGCUGCACGAUUGGAGGAGGAACAGCAGCAGCUGCUUCAAAGACAGGAGGAACUGCAGAGGAAACGGGAGGAGAGAGAGCGAGUGGCGAGACAGAGGGAGGAGAAAGAACGGCUAGAAAAGGAAAGGGAGGAGAGUGAACGGCUGGAAAGGGAGAGGGAGGAGAGAGAACGGAUGGAAAGAGAGAAGGAAGAGAGGAGGCAGCGAGAAGAGCAGCAGCACAGGCAACGCUAUGAACAGCAGCGCCAAGCGGAAGAGAUCAGGAAAAAAUCACUGUAUGUAAAUAUGGAGCCUGAGGUUGCCCACCACGAAGAAGAACAUAAUGUCCAUCGUGUGGAAGUGCAGGGGCAAAAGGAAGACAAGCCUGUGCAUCAUGAAGAGCAAACCAUGGAGGCGGACAUCGAUCCUGCAGACGAUCCCAACAAUCAAGGAGAGGACGAGUUUGAGGAAGCUGAACAGCAGGUCCAUGAGGAAGAGGAGGACGAAGAGCCGGUGCCUCCCAGACAUGCUGACACACACUUGAUCAAAGGGAAUCAGCAGCAGGCUCCUGCUGAUGAACAGCUGGUGAUGGCAGGAAACCCAGACCAGCAGGAAGACAAUAUGGAGGAGCAAUAUCAAGAAGAGGGGGAAGAUGAGGCUCAGGAAGAUUUGGCUGUGGAUCAGCAACAGGAAGAGAGAGGAGAAGAAGAGGCAGAUCCUUACAACGAAGAGAAUGGAGAGCAAGAUGAAGCUAGAGAUCAGAAGGAUAGAGGGUCAGAGAAACAUACCGCCAGAGAACCGAACGAGGAGGAAAACUAUGAGGAGGAAGAGGAGGAGCCAGAGGAAGAGGCCAAUCACCGGGCAGAGAUGUGAACCUUUUUUUGUGUCAUUUUUGUUACUGUAGCGGGAUUGAACUGUGUAAAGCAGCGAUUCCACUGGAACUAUCCUCUUCUUUUGUGGUAAGACAUCCUCGAGCUGGACCUACAAGACUGAUCGAAAUCUGCUGAACCGGAUAAAUAUAUAUUUCUGUUCACUGUGCCUUUAUUUUGCUACUUUGUAAAUUUAGCACUGUAUAAUUAGAAACCUGAGCAUUCUGCUUUUAAACAGUCAGGAUUUUAGAACAACGCUGUAGACAGAACGAUUAUUAUAACUUGUUUUCCUUUUUUUAGCUUUUUAUAUGGCUCUUAUGUUUUUAAGAACCGUCAGUGUCACUACAUGAAUGUUUAUUAUUUGUUGGCAGAUGGGUGUUGCUAAUGAUCAUAUUUUAUUUUAUCGUUAGAAGCGUUGAAUAAUUUUUUUGGGUUAAGACAUAAAGAAACUAUGUUUAGCUGCUACUAACUAAAGUAGAGCAAGUCAAAUCUGAGAUCUUUGAAAUUUGGCUUUUGGGUCACAUUUGAAUGUUGUAUUUCUGUCUGUUUUUCUUUCUUUCUUAUUUCAUAUUGUGUUGAACGUUGGAUCCGUAAUUACUGUGGAGUGAGCACAGUCAAGUCUCCACUUGGGGCCUCAGAAGUCUUGGAUAGAAAUGUAAAGCUCAUGAGAACAUACUGUGUUAAUGAUGACGUUGAAACACUCAGGCCCUGAUUUAACAACAAGAAACGCAUGCUAAUUUUGGAAUGAAAUCCUUUUCACGGUCUCUGUUUAAAUGCAAUCAGAGGUGUGAAUAUGUGACAAAAGUAUAAAAUGAAACCUAUAUUAUUGCAGUAAUCAUUUUGUAAGCAUAUAUCAUUUUGAUCAUUUAUGAGCUACUAAAGCGUAACGUUUCUCAUUAUUAACCUAGUAUCUGGUAUGGAAAUGACAAUCUACUCAUGCAACUACCACUUUUUGUCAGACAUUUCCUAAAUAUUGUGCGCCACAUGGAAUAUUCAGAAUCAUAUCAAAGACUCAAGCCAUGAUGGAAACCUGAUCCAUACAUCUAUGCUUUUCUAACUUAAGAAGAAUGAUUUUCAUAUAUGAUUAAGAUUAAGAUAUAUAUGGGGUUGAUAAAAAGUCAGUUAUCCCUCAGAAAUGUAAUGAUAUCACACCAGGUUCCAUCCUGAGGUCAAGAUAAACUUGUUAGUUUUUAGUUAAAUUUACAGGCAGUUGCAAUCAGUAAACUUACGGCAUUAAAACAUGCUUUACUAAUGAUUCGUUAAUCAGUGGUUUAACAGUAGAUCUACUAACCAUGGAGCAUUGAAGAGACUAAUUUAUUCUCAGUCCCAGCGCAACAGAUCACAGGAUGUCUCAAUUCUUGCCAAGAUGUAUUCUUUGUCCUUCUCUCUAUUUGAGUUCUGUUGCCCACGGUAGCUUGACAAGAUCGGAUUUAACGAGGACACAAGUCCGUUCUUUGCGUCCAUAGAUAAGAUCUUGCAUCGACUCUGUUAGCAGCAUGUACCUGUUUUUGCAGGUGUUAUCAAUAUUGUUUAAGUAAAUCAGCACCUGAGUUUUUCUGUUCAAUUACAUCUUUAUCUCUAGUCACUCUCUACUUGUGAAAAUCUGAAAAUCUCCCACUACAACUCUUGGUGCUUUCACUGCUAUAGUGGAGGUCUGUGAUGGAUUGGUGUUCUGUUCAGGCUGUAUUUCUCCCUCGUCUUCUCAGUCCCAAGUUACUGGUUACUCUAUAUGAGUGAAUCAACUAGCAUUCAGAUGUUUAGCAAUUAGAGUUUAGACAGCAAAUCUGUCUAAGCAAAUCUUGGCUAAAGGAAUGUUUACAUUUGAAUUUUUGGCCAAACUAAAGGUUUAAAUAUCCUCAGCUUGUGCACCAGCAUAAUUACUCUAACGACAGGUGUGUGCCAACAUUACACUAUAAUAAUAUAUCUAAAAAUAAUUCUUUAUUAUUCAGAGUGACGCUUCCCUCUGCCACAUACAGUGCAGAGCUCCUGUACUUAAAUUCCUCCAGAAUAGGAUACAAGACCUUGUCUUUAUGCUGCUUUCUAUAUGUGACAGAAUUUCUCUGGAGAAAUAAUCCUGGCCAACAGAAUCAAAUACUGCAUCCCUGCACAUUACAUGUGUAGAUAAUCACAUGGAGUUAUGGAGUGAGUCAUGGAGUGAGUCAUAUACCGCUUAAGGUACCUGUUAAGAGAGAGAUAACUCUGCACAUAUAUUUGAAACCUAUUUAAAAGAAGCACUGCCAAAUCCUACCAUAACGUCGCUGAUUAUUAUUAUUUUAUUAUUCUUUUAUUACUAUUAUUAUUAUUAUUAUUAUUAUUAUUAUUAUUAUUAUUUUAUUAUUCUUUUAUUAUUAUUAUUAUUAUUAUUUUAGUUUCUUUUUUUUUUCUUUUUUUUUGCUGUAGUUUAUUCAACUGAAUACUGAACCCAUCUUACUGGUUUGUGAAGAUGUUUAGGCUUUUGAAUGUGUUACUACAAACUAUUUUAUUUAUUUUGCCAAAUCUUAUUAUUGUUAUGAUGAUGAAAAUCUCCCUUCAUUGACAAAAUGCUUCUUUACUUUAUCAUGUGUAAUAUUUUACCCCAUGAAUCUGCCACAUUUAUUACAGUUUGCGAUGUUGCGAGAACAAUCUUUUAGGCAAAGGUUAAUGUGUUUAAUACACUGUAUUAAAAUAAGACACUUUAUAUAUGAA